GGAAGGUGGUAGUGGGGGGCAUUUUCUCUCCAGGGUACAAGGUCACCGCGUCCCUACCCUACUCGGAUUCCCUGAGCCUCACAGGAGACUCUCUAGGAUUGGAAGUUGUUGUGGCAACGAGGCUCUCAGAAUACUGAGGAAAGCCAAAGCCUAGAGAGCCGACACCCUCCUGUAUCCCCCUUCCGACCCACGGGUAAAGUGGCGCCCCCUACGCACAAAAACCGUCCUUGGGCCCCCGCUCCGGCGAGGAGACCACCCUGGACCUCCGGGGGCGGGAGGCCGCUCUGGCCCCAAUCAGAGCCUCUCGCUGGUAGACGGGCUCGAGGGAGCCCCUCUGGGCGCAGCGCCGCCGAGCUGCUCGAUGCUCCGACCGGAAGUGCUCUUCACCGCCGACCUCCCACCCGGCUCUCUGGUCCCGGCGGUAAGAUGGCGGCUGCCGCGGAGUGCGAUGUGGUAAUGGCGGCGACCGAGCCAGAGCUGCUAGACGGCGAGGAAGCGAAGAGGGAAGCAGAGUCUUUCAAGGAACAAGGAAAUGCAUACUAUGCCAAGAAAGAUUACAAUGAAGCUUAUAACUAUUAUACAAAAGCCAUAGAUAUGUGUCCUAAAAAUGCUAGCUAUUACGGGAAUCGAGCAGCCACCUUGAUGAUGCUUGGAAAGUUCCGGGAAGCUCUUGGAGAUGCACAGCAGUCAGUGAGGUUGGAUGACAGUUUUGUUCGGGGACAUCUACGAGAGGGCAAAUGCCACCUAUCUCUAGGGAAUGCCAUGGCGGCAUGUCGUAGUUUCCAGAGAGCCCUAGAACUGGAUCACAGAAAUGCUCAGGCACAACAGGAGUUCAAGAAUGCUAAUGCAGUCCUAGAAUAUGAGAAAAUAGCAGAAACGGAUUUUGAGAAGCGGGAUUUUCGGAAGGUUGUUUUUUGCAUGGACCGUGCCCUAGAAUAUGCCCCUGCCUGCCAUCGCUUCAAAAUCCUCAAAGCAGAAUGUUUAGCAAUGCUGGGUCGUUAUCCAGAAGCACAGUCUGUGGCCAGUGACAUUUUACGAAUGGACUCCACCAAUGCCGAUGCUCUAUAUGUACGAGGUCUUUGCCUUUAUUAUGAAGAUUGUAUUGAGAAGGCGGUUCAGUUUUUUGUCCAAGCUCUCCGGAUGGCUCCUGACCAUGAGAAGGCCUGCGUUGCUUGCAGAAAUGCCAAAGCACUUAAAGCAAAGAAAGAAGAUGGGAAUAAAGCAUUUAAAGAAGGAAAUUACAAGCUAGCAUAUGAACUGUACACAGAAGCCCUGGGGAUAGACCCCAAUAAUAUAAAAACAAAUGCUAAACUCUACUGUAAUCGGGGUACGGUUAAUUCCAAGCUUAGGAAACUAGAUGAUGCAAUAGAAGACUGCACAAAUGCAGUGAAGCUUGAUGACACUUAUAUAAAAGCCUACUUGAGAAGAGCUCAGUGUUACAUGGACACAGAACAGUAUGAAGAAGCAGUACGGGACUAUGAAAAAGUGUAUCAGACGGAGAAAACGAAAGAACACAAGCAGCUCCUAAAAAAUGCACAGCUGGAACUGAAGAAGAGUAAGAGGAAAGAUUACUACAAGAUUCUUGGAGUAGACAAGAAUGCCUCUGAGGACGAGAUCAAGAAAGCUUAUCGGAAACGGGCCUUGAUGCACCAUCCAGAUCGGCACAGUGGAGCCAGUGCUGAAGUUCAGAAGGAGGAGGAGAAAAAGUUCAAGGAAGUCGGAGAAGCUUUUACUAUUCUCUCCGACCCCAAGAAAAAGACUCGAUAUGACAGUGGACAAGACCUGGAUGAAGAGGGCAUGAAUAUGGGUGAUUUUGAUGCAAACAAUAUCUUCAAGGCAUUCUUUGGCGGUCCUGGGGGCUUCAGCUUUGAAGCAUCUGGUCCAGGGAACUUCUUUUUUCAAUUUGGCUAAUGAAAGGAAACCAUCCAGAACCCAGAAAAUGCAGACUUGCUCAGUUUAACCUCGAAUGUGGGUGGACACAGUUCGCCUCCUCCCUUCAUUAUGAUCCACGUACUUAGAGCAGUUUCGUUUUCUCAGUUGGAUACCCGGUGUCUGUGUGAGUGGGGUGAAGGAAAGGGAGCCAGUGCCGAAGACUGCGGGUAGGGGAGGGAGGUGGGGGGUGGACAGGGCAGCUUGUGAAUUUUUGUUUUACUGUUUAACUUUAUUAAAAAAAAAAAUUAAGAGAAUAAAAUGUUUUGACCCUUUCUGGCACUUUGCUCUGG
Molecule: messenger RNA, 2222 nt
Organism: Lipotes vexillifer (Yangtze River dolphin)
Lineage: Eukaryota; Metazoa; Chordata; Mammalia; Artiodactyla; Lipotidae
Gene: DNAJC7
Product: DnaJ heat shock protein family (Hsp40) member C7
Exons: 14
Coding region: 427-1911 (494 amino acids)
Molecular function (GO): protein binding
Source: RefSeq, a predicted model, not a curated record